AUGUCUGACCGGGAGGCAAAACCUUCAAGUGAGAUUUUAGAGGAUAAAGUUAUUACAGUCAAAGUGAUUGCACAGGAUGGCAGUGAGAUACACUUCAAAGUGAGGAUGACAACGCAACUCAAGAAACUCAAAGAAUCGUAUUGUCAAAGACAGGGUGUCCCAUCCAACUCCCUGAAGUUUCUCUAUGAAGGUCAGAGGAUUGCUGAUAGCCACACUCCAGAGGAGCUGGAGAUGGAGGAGGAAGACAUGAUUGAAGUUUAUCAGGAACAAAUCGGCGGCCAUUCAACGGUUUAG
Phodopus roborovskii (desert hamster) is the source of this 294-nucleotide messenger RNA. RefSeq names its product small ubiquitin-related modifier 5. The transcript has a single exon. Gene Ontology annotation, biological process: protein sumoylation. Gene Ontology annotation, cellular component: nucleus; PML body. Lineage: Eukaryota; Metazoa; Chordata; Mammalia; Rodentia; Cricetidae. The coding region runs from base 1 to 294 and encodes 97 amino acids. The record is from RefSeq and is a predicted model, not a curated record. Gene Ontology annotation, molecular function: ubiquitin-like protein ligase binding; protein tag activity.